AUGGCGACACCGGAGAGGGAGGAGAGCGCCUCGAUUACGCGACAGGUUGAGAGGUCGCCUAGUCCACGCCAGUCGAGGUCAAGAUCGAGAUCGGUGUCGAAAUCAAAAUCGCCGACGCCGAGGAGAGAAAGGGAGAUGUCACAGGAUUCUCGAGGACGAUCGCCGACGCCGAGGAGAGAUGGGGUUGAUGAAAGGUCGCCGUCCAUAGAGUCGGGAGAGCACCGCCAUGAGGAGAGGUCUAGAUCCAGAUCACCGAUGGAGAAUGGGGAGGUGCACUCACGCGAUGCUUCCCCUCAGAGAUCCCCGACGCCGGCCCAUUCCCGCCGUCAAUCGCCAGCGCGCAGAAACCGAUCCUUCUCUCCACGGGACCGACGGUCUUUUUCGCCGAGGGACAGAGAUGAUGAGCGCCGCUAUCCAAUUAGGGAUCGGAGCCCCCCUUCGAGACAUCAUGGCCGGUCGCCGCCUCCGAGAAGACAUUCCCCGCCCCCUCGCCGCGAUGGGCCGGAUCGGUACCGCCCUGCUCCUGUUGCGCCGGCCAAGAGAGAGCGCACCCCCCCUCCUCCUGCGCCGCCGGCGAAGACGGAAGAGGAAAAGCUUGAGGAUAUGAGGGCUGAAUACCAGAAGCUGCUCAACCUUCGCAGUCAGGGUGUGUAUCUGCCACCGCAGAAGCUGCGCGCUUUGCAGGCUGCUAUUACGGACAAGACGAGCAAGGAGUAUCAACGCAUGGCUUGGGAAGCGUUGAAGAAGUCCAUCAAUGGCUUGGUCAACAAGGUCAACACGGCGAAUAUCAAGUUUGUGGUUCCCGAGCUGUUCAAUGAGAAUUUGAUCAGGGGCAGAGGUUUGUUUUGUCAGAGUCUGCUCAAGGCGCAGCAUGCUAGUUUGCCGUUUACUCCUAUUUACGCUUGUCUGGCUGCCAUUUGCAACACGAAGCUGCCGCAGGUUGGGGAGUUGCUGGUCAAGAGGCUGAUUAUGCGGUUCCGGAAGGCUUUCAAGAGGAAUGACAAGGCGGUUUGCUUGUCGAGUACCAUGUUUAUUGCGCAUUUGGUCAACAAUCAAGUUGUUCACGAGAACCUCGCGGCGCAGAUGCUGCUGCUGUUGCUGCGGAAGCCGACGGACGACAGCGUGGAGAUUGCGGUUGGGUUGAUGAGGGAGGUGGGGUUGUUUCUGGAGGAGAUGUCGCCUACGAUGGCGCACGCCGUGUUUGAUGAGUUUAGGCGCAUCUUGCACGAGGCUGAUAUCGACAAGAGGACGCAGUACAUGAUCGAGGUGCUGUUUCAGGUCAGGAAGGACAAGUACAAGGACAAUCCGGUGAUCAAGGAGGAGUUGGACCUGGUGGAGGAGGAGGAUCAGAUCACGCACAAGAUUGGGCUGGAUGAGGAUAUCAAGACGGAGGAUACGCUGAAUAUUUUCAAGUUUGAUCCGGAUUGGGAGGCGAAUGAGGCCGAGUAUAAGAAGUUGAAGGCGCAGAUUUUGGGAGAGGAAAGCGGGAGUGAGGAUGAGGAUGGGAGCGGGAGUGAGGAUAGUGAUAGUGAGGACGAGGAGGAGGAGGAGGAGACAAAGGCGAUUGAGAUCAAGGAUCAGAGCAAUGCUGAUUUGGUCAACUUGCGGAGGACGAUUUACCUGAGCAUUCAGUCGAGUGCGGAUCCGGAGGAGGCGGCGCAUAAGCUGAUGAAGUUGAGGUUGCCGGUGGGACAGGAGCCCGAGUUGGUGUCCAUGAUCGUGGAGUCAUGCGCGCAGGAGAAGGUGUAUCUCAAGUUUAUGGGGUUGCUGGGAGAGAGGUUUGCGAGGCUGAAUCGGAUGUGGAUGGAGCUGUUUGAGGAGUCGUUUAUGAAGUACUAUACGACGAUUCAUCGGUACGAGACGAACAAGCUGAGGAAUAUCGCGAGGUUCUUUGGGCAUUUGUUGUCGUCGGAUUCGAUUGGGUGGCAUGUUCUUUCGAUCAUUCACCUGAACGAGGAGGAGACGACGUCGGCGAGCCGUAUUUUCAUCAAGAUUCUGUUUGAGGACUUGCAGGAGAAUAUGGGCACUGUCAAGCUCAAGACGAGGCUGUCGGAGGAUAUCUUGAAGCCGAGCCUGGAGGGCCUGUUCCCGCACGACGAACCGCGCAACAUUCGCUUCUCGAUCAACUACUUCACUUCGAUCAAGAUGGGCUACCUCACCGACGAGAUGAGAGAGUUUCUGCAGAACAUGCCGAAACCAGCGCUGCCGGCACCACCUGCGGACUCAGACUCGGAGUCAGUGUCCAGCUACUCAUCUUAUUCGUCUUACUCUUCUCGGUCUCGUUCUCGGACACCACCGCGCAAGGCCAUCAGCAGGGGCCGGUCUCUGUCUCGCACUCCGCCUCGUCGGGCGAGGGACGAUUCUUACAGCCGUAGCAGAAGCCGCAGCUAUUCUCGUUCCGUUUCUCCCAGACGAUCUAUUUCUCGUUCUCCCCCACCACGUGCUGGCCGCCGCGACAGCCGGAGCCUUAGCAAGGACCGCAGCAUGAGCAGAAGCCGUAGUAGGAGCUGGUCACGGUCCCCUCCGCCACGGGCUCGGAGUCCUGUGGGGAAUGCCAGGGAUAGGAGCUUUUCACCGCCACCCCGCCGUGGCCGCAGCCGCAGCCGUACGCGCAGCCUGUCGUAUUCGAGAUCUGGCUCUCCCGUUGCUGAUCGGUCCACGGCUGUCGAGCGGAGGAGGGAUGAUUCUUACUCUGUGUAG
Podospora anserina S mat+ is the source of this 2700-nucleotide messenger RNA. RefSeq lists its product as uncharacterized. The coding region runs from base 1 to 2700 and encodes 899 amino acids. Gene Ontology annotation, molecular function: RNA binding; protein binding. Gene Ontology annotation, cellular component: catalytic step 2 spliceosome. The record is from RefSeq and is a predicted model, not a curated record. Gene Ontology annotation, biological process: mRNA splicing, via spliceosome. The transcript has a single exon. NCBI's taxonomy places the organism in Eukaryota, Fungi, Ascomycota, Sordariomycetes, Sordariales, Podosporaceae.